AGCUCAGAAGUGUUGGUUUGAGGAGCAGCUGUUUAUACAGAGACGUCAUGGAAAUACCAGGCGACUUGUGGUCGCAUUUCACGUUUUCUCUGGUGUCCUGAUGGACCCCGACGGACACGUUCACAAAUCGCGGCAAUAGGGGCUCUGUCUGCGCGGGUGCAAGCCCGGAGCACUGCUUGAGCGCAGGAUGUAUUUGUGCAGGUUGUCUGUCCGGUACCUGUUCUUCGGCGUAUUCAUCCGAAAAAAUUUCGUUUCCGCACUUCAUGUCCUGCGAAAUGUCGGGAAGAAAAACUGGGGGACGCGGCAGCGGCUUCAACAGCGCGUUUCUGUCGCCCGAGAAAAUGAUCAUGCCGUUGCAAAGGAGCAACAGACGCCUGGUAGCGUGACGCUCACGGCAAAAUUCGCCGUGUCCACCGCGUCUAAUCCUAAUCAAGAAAAGAAUGCGGACCCCGCGUACGCCGUGUUUCUGGACGCGCUGCGUUCCACCUGGUUCCCACUUCCAAAUUCGGCUUCGUCAGGUACUACUGCCCUCCACGAAAAAUCACGGGCGGAUCCGAAGUGUGGCCCCCCCGCAGACGACGUGCAGUUCCCGUCUUCGGCCGACGUUCAAUGGGUGUGCGACCUCAUGACGCAGAACAACAGUUCGUAUCUCGGGCACCUGCACUACAAGCGGCUUGGCCCGACGGAAGCGUCGGACUACGUCGGGGAUCCCCCAGCGCGGUCGGAGCUAAACGUAUCCGACUGAACAUGAAAAUUGUUGCUCUUUUUGCAACAUAGACACCCAAAGCAACAUGACUUGGUGCAGCGAAUCUUGUGUUUCCAGAGGACUAGCUAGUACUUGCGACCUGUUUAUAGUGGGCAAUUCGCUUGCACACACUGCAACUCGGACGUGCAGUAGUAAUUUAAGUUGCGAAACAAGGAGAGGUAUGACGGCUAGGAGCGUCAAAUACAAUUUUCAAUUCGAUAACGCGUCACACACAAUUUUGUUUUCUGCAAAAACGACGAUGUGGACGUGCAAAGUUGCACCGUGAACCAGUACUGCCAGCCGUGCAUGAAUGCCAUAGAUCGGUGCUACGAUAAAGUAAAUCGCAUGAUUAUCACCGUCGACUGCGAAACUGCGUAAGUAGAGCUACAGUAGGGGCAUGUCCUCUACGACGCACUCGAUCUCGAACUACUACGGCGUCCUCGGAGCACAUUAACCUGCACGACCGGGAAAAUGGAAUACCGCUACGAGUUCUCUUUGGGAGACUCCUGCACCGCCCGUUUUGAGGUGAUUUCAAGAAUCACUCGGAGAGUUUCGGUUUUUAUAGAGAAAUAAUGUCGCAAUAACGGGUGAGAAAACUACUCUAUCUGGAUCUGUUGUAUGAUAGUAGAAAAUGACAAGGAUGCCGACGUUUCAUAUGGACCGAAAGAAAAGGUCAAUGUCAUGUGGCCUCAGUGAAAAAAUGAAUGCAGCAUUGGUGUCAAUGUUGUUGAAAAUUUGGUCCCGCUCCUUAUGAAGUUGCGGGAAAAUCUCGCCGAUAGUUCAAAACUAACUCCGUGUUCGUCCACUCCAUGCCAAAGAAAGUGGGAAUAACAAACCUGCUUCGUAGUUUCUUGUUUUGAGAAAUUAUCUGAUUCGCUGCGUUUGCCUAUCGUUCUUACCAGGGAGAGGGGAUAGUCAUUGCAUGCUCGUCGAUGCUAAAAAGAUGUGCGAGCGCGCGUUGUUUUGAGCCACUUCCUUCUUUCUGCUUGCGUCACCGCUGAUGAAUGUAGGAAAUGUACGCCAAGUUUGGGAAUUUCGCGAGCAGCAUCGCGCAGACGGGACAACGGUUUUCGUGGCAGAGAUGUAGGUACAUGGCGCAGCAGUGGCGGGAUCGCUGGUCGUGGUACCGCUUCUGGCAAAUCAGGUACGGAUCUUCCUCGAACGCAUAAGCUGCACUGUAGACAUUUUUGCACUUUGAGUGCGCUCUGGUGAAGAUGCAAAUACCUCUGUGAGUCGUGUUAAUAUGUAGUGAGGUCACCGAACGGUUCUAACCAGGGAG
This is a messenger RNA of Amoebophrya sp. A120, 2024 nucleotides long. The record is from the annotation of a GenBank genome assembly. NCBI's taxonomy places the organism in Eukaryota, Dinophyceae, Syndiniales, Amoebophryaceae.